AUGGUUUCUGAGCUUUUGAAGCGUAAGAUUAUUUGUGAUAGAAAGGAUGAGAUUUGGAUCAAUUACUGCGGCAUGCCGGUUUGCUUUGGCAUGAAGGAGUUUGUCAUAGUUACUAGAUUGAGAUGUUAUCCUUGUGAGCCUCUUCCUACUGUUGUAUUGAUCAAGCCAGCCCGGACACCCAAGGCAGCCAAGAAAGCAAAGGGUUCCAAAGCUAAGAAUGAUGUCUCUUUGAUAAACUUAGUGGGAAAGAGCUACACUCAAAAGAAAUUGUUGCAAGAUUUGGACUCCAAAACUUUCUCAAAAAAGCACAAGGAGGCACUGUGCUUAGUUUGGUUUGUGCACAGUGUUCUUUGGGCAAGAGACGUACUCUACAACAUACCGCUUGGAUUGAUUAAACUUGCUGAGGACUAUGAUGCCUUCAACAACUAUGCCUGGGGUUUUCAAAGCUUUAGCUUGACUGUUGAAUAUUUGAUGAAGGAUUUGAAGCCAACGGGGAAGACACAAAACCUAUAUGGCUUCCCUUGGGCUUUCAUGGCUUGGGCAUUUGAAGCCAUUCCUCACCUCAGGCAUCAAGUCAAGGAAUACUCCGAAGAAGUUACCUAUCCAAGAAUUCUUAGAUGGCUCACUGCCAGAACAACACAAAAUUGAGUGUUGACCUUUUCAACCCCCCUAAGGAAGCUGUAAGCAUUAGAACACAACAGAUGACUAGGUGUUGCAACAGCUUUUAUAAUCUGCUGCAACAACACAUGCAUCUGUUGCAACAAGUUAUGCAUCUGUUGGAAAAUGUCCAACAGAUAAUUAACCUGUUGCAACAAGUUACCCAACAGAUAAAUCUGUUAUAACAUGCAACU
Lycium ferocissimum is the source of this 851-nucleotide messenger RNA. RefSeq lists its product as uncharacterized. The transcript is spliced from 2 exons. Bases 1 to 648 code for a protein of 215 amino acids. The record is from RefSeq and is a predicted model, not a curated record. Lineage: Eukaryota; Viridiplantae; Streptophyta; Magnoliopsida; Solanales; Solanaceae.